Messenger RNA from Bipolaris zeicola 26-R-13, 1296 nucleotides. RefSeq lists its product as uncharacterized. NCBI's taxonomy places the organism in Eukaryota, Fungi, Ascomycota, Dothideomycetes, Pleosporales, Pleosporaceae. The annotation marks the transcript as partial. Gene Ontology annotation, molecular function: iron ion binding; heme binding; oxidoreductase activity, acting on paired donors, with incorporation or reduction of molecular oxygen. The record is from RefSeq and is a predicted model, not a curated record. The transcript is spliced from 6 exons.
UCUGAACAGUACCCCGGCUCUGCCUUUAUUUUACCUACUCCAAUACGACCCACAGUGAUUCUUCCUGCAAACUUGGUUGAAGAAGUCAUACGUGAGCCAGAAGAUGUGUUGGCAACAAGAGAGGAAGUAGAUGAUCGUUUCUUGGUGAAAUAUACCCUUAUGACCGCGGAUGAUCACAUGAUUCGGCGCUCAGUAAACCUGAUUACACGGAAUAUCAAUGAGAUUAUGGAUGAUAUUACUGAUGAAUUGGACCUUGCAAUCUCGAAGGUAUUCGGUGCGGAUACAACUUGGCAGGCAAUUAACGUACACACGCCAAUACUUCAGCUUGUUGCAAAGAUAAACUCCAGGGUUUUUGUCGGCCUAGAAUUAUCUCAAAAUGUAGAAUGGGUCGAUGCAAUAAUCAACUACACGGUUCAGUUGAUGACCGCUGUGAAGAAAUUGCUGGAUUGCCCCGCGUUUCUACGCUCCGCGGUUCAGUACCUUCUUCCUGAGAUCCGAACUAUCCACCAAUCACUCGCCUCGUGUUGUCGUCUUCUCCAGCCAAUCUUGGAGGAAAGGAGGCGGAAUUUAGCUAAGCCUUCUUUUAAGAAACCAGCAGAUAUGAUACAGGGUGUAAUAGAUUACGCACCUCAAGGCCAAGGAUCGAUUCUAGAGUUUCAAGGUCGUUCUCAGAUGAUUCUGGGACUUGCUUCUACUCAUACUACGUCAAUCACACUCCAAAAUGCUCUAUAUGACCUUGCGGCCUAUCCACAAUAUCUUCAACCCUUACGCGAUGAGUUGGAAGAUAUGAUCGAGCAAGAUGGCGGAAAGCUCCUUACCAAAUCAUUCCUGAUGCUUCGGAAGAUGGACAGUUUUCUACGAGAGUCUCAAAGAAUGAACCCCAUUGAUCUACUCUCAUUGAGGCGGAAAACGAAAAUAGCAACAGUUUUCUCUGAUGGAACAGCAAUCCCUGCUGGAACUUCAAUUGCUAUACCAGUCUCUAUUGUUCGUGAGAACGAUAUUUUGACCAACCCAGGUGUAUUCGAUGCCUUCCGAUUUGAGAGGUUAGCGGAAGCUGAAGGAAACUUCAACAAAUAUCUGUAUGUUAGUACUGAUGGCAACUCUCUGGGCUUUGGUCAUGGUGUACACGCAUGCCCCGGUCGAUUUUUCGCUGCCAUUGAAAUUAAGUUUAUCCUUGCUCACAUUCUCCUAUAUUACGACAUCAAAUUCGCAGAAGGUACUCGAAGACCGAAGACAACGUAUUACGGGACCAAUAUUGGACCAAACCUUGAUGUAGAAAUUAUGUUUCGAAGAAGA